AUGAGGCUCAUAUUCAAAGCCCUCUGGGUGCUAGUCACCAGCGUAUCAACGGUAUUAUGUCAAAGCAACUCGAAGCUGACCUUUGAAGCAGAGGAUGCUGUCCUCUCUGGGACCACGAUUGAAAGCGCGGACUCGGGAUUCUCUGGAAAGGGAUAUGUCACUGGCUUUGAACAGCCAACCGACAAGCCAACUUUCCGAGUUGAGAGUAGCAACGCGCAGUUAGAGAAGAGAGCUUCUAUAGUCCUCAACAACGCGAGGACGAGUGAAGUACUGCUUGAAGUAGGAACUACCAUAGUUGACAUUGUACUUGUUGACUAUAUUAGUCUGACUCCCUCGCCUCCCAGACCGCCACAUAAGAUCAAUGAUGCUUUGAUCAAUCCGAGCGCAGAUGGUAACUCCAAGAAGCUCUACAGCUACUUGAAGUCGAUCUAUGGAAAGAAGAUUCUGUCUGGCCAGCACGAUCCAAAAUAUGCAGAUCUGAUCCGCACGCAAACUAGGAAGACCCCUACCAUCUUUGAGCGUGGCAGCAAAUCCGCGACAGUCGAGGACGCCAUAUCGCACCAUAAACAAGGCGGCAUAGUUGCUGCUCAAUGGCACUGGAAUGCUCCCACGGGGCUGUUCGACACGCAAGAGAACCCGUGGUGGAGUGGUUUCUACACCAAGGCGACCGAUUUUGACGUCACGGCGACACUGCAGGACACUGUGAACGCCAACUACACGCUGCUUAUCCGAGACAUCGACGCUAUCGCUGUGCAGUUGAAGAGACUCCAAGACGCUAGAAUUCCGGUGCUGUGGUGGCCUUUGCAUGAAGCAGAAGGGGAGUGGUUCUGGUGGGGAGCAAAAAGUGCUGCGCCAGCGAAACAGCUUUGGGGAGUACUGUUCGACCGGUUGACGAAGCAUCACGGACUAAACAAUCUGAUUUGGGUCUGGAACUCCAUUGUGAAAGAAUGGUACACUGGAGAUGAUACGGUAGAUAUCUUGAGUGCCGAUGUGCAUGCUGAAGGCAAUGGGCCUAUGUCAACUCAAUACAACCAAAUGGUGGAGCUUGGCCGCGAUACAAAGCUCAUCGCAGCCGCUGAAAUAGGCGGAGCUCCGUUACCUGACCUCCUGCAGACGUACCAGACCGAUUGGCUGUAUUUCGCUGUGGGGGGUGAUCAAUACAUCAACAAUGCGGAAUGGAACAGCCCUGAAGCUCUGAAACAGAUAUACAAUCAUGAAUACGUCUUAACUUUGGAUGAGAUCCAGAGAUGGCAGACUUGA
This is a messenger RNA of Eremomyces bilateralis CBS 781.70, 1260 nucleotides long. Its product is annotated as GH26 endo-beta-1,4-mannanase. The transcript is spliced from 8 exons. The record is from RefSeq and is a predicted model, not a curated record. Gene Ontology annotation, molecular function: mannan endo-1,4-beta-mannosidase activity. The coding region runs from base 1 to 1260 and encodes 419 amino acids. NCBI's taxonomy places the organism in Eukaryota, Fungi, Ascomycota, Dothideomycetes, Eremomycetales, Eremomycetaceae. Gene Ontology annotation, biological process: substituted mannan metabolic process.